AUGAAGGUCUAUUUCACAUGCUUUGCUUUGUUGGCGGCCAUAGUGAUCUUUACAGAAGCUGCACCAUUGGCCCAUGAAUCUCACGGUGUAUCAGACUCCAAGUGUCCCCUGAUGGUGAAAGUUUUGGAUGCAGUUAGAGGAUCUCCAGCAGAAAAUUUGGCAGUGAAACUUUUUAGGAAGGAAAAGGAUGGUAGCUGGGAAUUGUUGUUUACUGGGAAAACUUCUGAGGAGGGAGAAAUUCAUGAUGUAAUAACUGAGGAAAACUUUGUACAAGGUGUAUAUAAGGUUGAAUUUGAUACAAAGCCUUUCUGGAAAUUAUUUGGCCUUAACCCAUUCCAUGAAUUUGCUGACGUGGUGUUUUCUGCUAACAAUGCCGGACAUCGCCAUUAUACAAUCGCCGUCCUACUCACCCCAUUUUCCUUCUCAACUACUGCUGUUGUUAGUGACAUCAUUAGUAAUUAAUCAAUGG
Molecule: messenger RNA, 469 nt
Organism: Bombina bombina (fire-bellied toad)
Lineage: Eukaryota; Metazoa; Chordata; Amphibia; Anura; Bombinatoridae
Gene: TTR
Product: transthyretin
Exons: 4
Coding region: 1-462 (153 amino acids)
Biological process (GO): purine nucleobase metabolic process
Molecular function (GO): thyroid hormone binding
Source: RefSeq, a predicted model, not a curated record